UAUUCGCGAUGAAGGUUACAUUACACUAAAUCAUUUUGUAUCCCUCCGUGGUCGAUUCGAAAUUAGUGCCUAUUUCUAAAGAGUUCCUUUUCUCUUCGGUAUAAAAAGCGAUUUAACGAUCGCACACAUGCUUUUUGUGAUUAUUUCCUGCAUUCUGUUUGUGUCUGCAAUAUUUUGGCGCAUUUAAUUGGGGAUUACGUUGAAAGAAAAAUGCUUUGAAAGUUGGCAGUUUUAUAAUGGGACCCUAUCAUGCCUAUGGAAAAUGGAAUGAGUGUAAUAUAACCAUGAAGUGUUGUGAACUUUUUCAAUAUUUGUUGUCUCGUAGAUGUAUUACCAGGUGACAACAUGGAAGCAAUUCUAGAAGAGAUAAAGAAAUAUGAUGUUCAAACAUUAAGGAAGAAACUUUUAGAAAAUGGAAUUAAAGUUGGCCCAAUAGCGCCUUCCACUGCAUCACUUUUUCAAAAAAGACUUGCAAAACAUUUGUUUAAAUUACAAGGUGGAUCGCUUGACGAAGAUGACAAUGCUUCUCCAAAACAGCCAGUAAAUAAAGCGGAGAUAGUACCACUGGACAAAGAUUUAUUGGAUUCAUCCUUAAAUGCUACAAAUAUUUACUACGCAGUGUGUCUCCCACAAGAAGUUGACAGAUCAAAUGCGUUCGACAAUAAAGAAAACAGAGUAUUUACAGACAAGAUAUCAGCACUACAGUUAGCAAAGAAAUUUAAAGGAUCCCGAUUCAAAGUCUUCAAGAAUGAACAAGAAGCAGAAGUGUUUUCUCAAUCUUUUGCUGAAACUGUGUUUGCUUCACCAAGAAGACCAUCAAAAGAAGACAGCAAAGAACCUUCUGUUUCAACAGAGAGUUCUCCAUACAAAGCCCCGAAACCACAAGAUCUAGCUGAACUAAGACAAGCCAUAGAGACAGGUGAUGUAAAGACAUUCCAAGCAAAAGUUUGGGAUAAUCCUAGAUAUAUGGUCAGUUCUGGAGACACUCCUGCAAUAUAUCAGGAAGGACCUAGAUACUCGGCCAUGCAUGUGGCUGCAUUAAAGAACCAAGCAGCCAUGUGUCAAUCUAUUCUGGAUAUACUGGAAGAUCCCCAGUUUGUGAUUAAGCUAUACUCUCAGAGUGUUAACACAGAGGAAACAAUGAACCAAAGAAUCAACUUCUUGGUGGAUCUUUAUCUCAAUAUGCCUGAUAAAGGGAACUGUGACUCUCCACUGCACAUGGCAUGCAAGUUUGGACACGCUAAGGUUGUUGAGGUUUUGGCUGCUCACCCCAAGACUGACAAACAGCUAAAGAACAAGUGGGGCGACACCCCGAAAGAUUUGAUUUGUACCCGCUGCACCUCCUCCUCAGCUGGCCUGAAGGACAAGAUUGAAGAACUCCUCAUGGGUCAGGUCUAUGUUCCACUGAUCAGAUCUGAGGACAACACAGUCCCUCCAGUGAUUGGUCAGCCAUGGUCACCUGACCUGACCGGGUCGCCACUGGACAAUACCAGGAUCCCCUGCAGCCCCCGAGAAUCACCAAUGUCUGUACGGGCCUGUGCAGGGCCCAUGUCACCUUCCAAUGCUGGCCUGUUCCACAAGCGCUGGACCACUUCCCCGUCACAGAGCCCUGACAAGGCCAGGGAGUAUCAGCACAUGAAGCGCAGUGACUGCGACAAGGGACUAGAACGUAUCGGCCGUCAACUGGCAGCUGAAAUGAAAAUACCAUGGCGAGAAUAUUGGGAAUUUCUUGAUCAGUUUGUUGACCUUUCAACUCCUCAAGGUUUGGAAACCUUGGAAGGUUACUUCAAAAAGCGUGUUUGGCAGUGUUACAUUAAGACUUUUAAAGACAGACAUUGCAUUAUAGAUGAAACUGAUAAUGCCAGUGCCGGUAGCAUGGGAUUUUCAACCCCAGUAAAUAGAAGGCAAAGAACAGGCUUGUUUGCAGAUUCUGCUAAAUCAUUGGAUAGUGUUUUUGAGAAAAAAAUCAAUAAAACUGAACCUUUGAACAAGACUAGUAGAAGGCUGUCUAACAGUUUUCAAGACACUAAAGAUGAUUCUGAGCAUUUGUCACCUGAAGAGGAUAAGUCUCAAGUUCAAUCUGUCAGUAAUGUUAAUGGUAUUGUUAGUCCAAUUACUAAUCUGGCACAAACAUUUGAAAAACUGCAACUUCUGGAUGAUUCCUGGUAUGAGCAUGCCACAGUUGAUUCAGAACAUGGUAAUGAUUUGGAAUCUGGUACUGAUGAUGCUAAGGAUAUAAAUCUGGAAAAGGGCUCUGGACUUUUUAAGACAAACAAAGUGUCAAAUAGUUGUGACAAACAAGAAAAUAGUGUAAAAAUAGGAAAGAGUCUCGGAAAUUCUGAAGACUCUACAAGUAAGACCGCAGUUAAUGAAGAAAUGCCAACAAAUACUGUUAUAGUAGAAAAAGAUCUUGGAAAAUCUACAGAUUGUGUAAAUACUGCAAAAAAUAAUGGUGAGCUGUUAGUAAAGCCUGAAGAGAGUAUGGAUAAGAUACAAAGGUAUCCCUCUGUGAGUUCUGGUUCUACAGAAUCUUUUGAGACUGCUGAAGAAGUCUUAAGUGAAAAAAGUCUUUCAUUUUGUAGCCAGGUGUCUGAGCUUGGAAAUAGUUUUGUGUGCAUCAGAAUUUGUGAUACCAACGUCUUUCAGAAGUUGCUAGAAUUUGUUAAUGAAAAUAGUCCAGGAAAUCCGGAAGAUAAUGAUAUUGAAAUGGAACCUGUUUUAUUUAUUUUGCAAUGGCAAGCUGUGUUGGGGAACGAAAGCCAGAAAAUAAAUAUUAUUUCACUUACACAUGCUGAAUCCCUUGAGAAAAUCCUUGUUCUUGAAAAUGUUGUUGUGGCAGUAGUGGAAGGGGACAUUUUUAGUCAACAAGAAGGAGAUGUUGUAGAGAUUAGGGGACCAGUCAGGGAAAGUUCAUCCACAACGCCAGCAGUGAAUGCCUAUCUAACAAGAAUGGAUGCUUUUCGAAACUGUGGCUAUAUCCAUGGCCCACAGCCAACACGUGAGGAUCUGGAUGUUUCCAGAGCUAUUGGAGACGUCACAGUGAGCUCAGAACUUUACCCUAAUGUCUUCCAGUGGAAACUGAGUUUAACCAAGUUCCUUAGCAACACAAAAUACAGAUGGCAGAGCCCCGCAAAGUUUAAACCCAUGUCCAGGCUAGCCUCACCCCAGCCAUCUCCCCGGGGAAAAACAAGCCCCGUGAUCCCUUACGGUAGCCCCGUUGGGCUGGGAUCUACCACCAGAAACCAUUCUGCGACCUCUGAUAUACGCACUAAGUUAUUUCCUUCGAUCAAGGAGUAGAGAAUGUUCAAUGUUGCUAAGCUGGUUUUAUUGUGUUCAUGUGCUUUAGCAGCAUUUUUGUGCAAUAAUGAUGUUACAGUAGAGGCGAUCAUGAGGAAAUGUUAACUUCUAAGAAUGCAUACCUGUAAUUACUUAGAAAUAAAAAAUAUGCUUUAUCAAGAAUUCAAAUGCAAUUCAAGAAGGCACUAUGCAUGCAUGGCGCAACUUAUUUUCAUUUGCCUUUGAUUUCCUUUUGGAUUUUCUUUUGUGCUAAAUCUUGAUGUGUUAUCACGCAAACACGUUUAACUUUUUCAUCAUUGGUAUCUGCAGUUUGUUUGACACAGAAACUAUGUAUUAAGUUAAUAGACAUAUGCAUGAAUAGGCUUGAUUAAGAAAGUGGUAAGCUGCCAGUACAAACAAUUCACACCCAUAAAAAAUCUUAUUUAAAAAUCACUCCUUGUAAACAAACGUAAUUUUGAGCUUGGCUGUUUUCAGAGAAAACCCGAGGUAUUGUCAUAGCCAGCUCGUCCGCCGCAGGCGUCGUGCUAAAACCUUAAAAUUGGCACUAAAAUCACAGUGCUUCCACCUACAACUUUCAAACUUCAUAUGUAGAUGCACCUUGAUGAGUUCUACAGGCCACACCCAUUUUCGGGCCACUAGGUCAAAGGUCAAGGUCACUGUGACCUCUAAUAUAAAACUUUAACAUAAACUCUAAAGUCAAAGUGCUUCCACCUACAACUUAAAAACGUCAUUUGUAGAUGCAACUUGAUGAUUUCUACAUGCCACACCCAUUUUUGGGUCACUAGGUCAAAGGUCAAGGUCAUUGUGACCUCUAAUAUAAAACUUUAACAUAGGCUCUAAAAUCAAAGUGCUUCCACCUACAACUUUGAAACUUCAUAUGUAGAUGCACCUUGACGAGUUCUACACGCCACACCCAUUUUUGGGUCACUAGGUCAAAGGUCAAUGUCACUGUGACCUCUAAAAAAAAAGCAGAGCAUGGCACCGUAAUGCAGUGCUCUUGUUUAAUCAAACUACUAGUAUUAGAGGUAGUAAUAGAACUCAAUUUGUUAGUCAAUUUAAAAAUACUUAUGCUCAUAGUACUAAUUAAAAAUUGAACCAUAAGAUUAGUUGAGCUUUGAAAGUUCUACAUGUAUUAAAAGCAGGGUUUGUUGGGAUCGCAAUGUUUAUUGGCUUUUAAAGAGACUUGUUCAUAGUGUAAGUUUCAUUUAAUGUAUUUAGUAACAAAGCUGUAUUUGGAAUAGUCUUAGAUAAUAAAUUGCAAUUAUUGGUUAUAGAUUGAAAAUCAGGUUAAUGGCAUUGUCAUGUUUCUUGUUAUUUUAUUGAUAAAAAUGUAUGAUAGUUCCUAUAAUAAAUAAUAUAUUUAACCUUUUUAUAUGUCAGCCAAAGGAGUGUUAUGCUCCCCAAAAAAUUUUUUAGGGGGGGGAGCAUAUAGUCGCCGCUUCGUGUGUCCGUCUGUCCGUGCACAAUUUUUGUCCGGGCUAUUUCUCAGCAACUAAUGACCAGAAUUCAAUGAAACUUUAUGGGAAGCUUCACUACCAUGAGGAGAUGAGCAUAUUAUCAGCGGGUUCUGGUCGGAUGAUUUUUCACAGAGUUAUGGCCCUUUGAAAUUUUCCAUUAACUGUACAUAUAGUGCAUUGUCCGGGCUAUUUCUCAGCAACUAAUGACCAGAAUUCAAUGAAACUUUUUUGGGAAGCUUCACUACCAAGAGGAGAUGUGCAUAUUAUCAGCUGGUUCUGGUCGGAUUAUUUUUCACAGAGUUAUGGCCCUUUGAAAUUUUCCAUUAACUGUACAUAUAGUGCAUUGUCUGGGCUAUUUCUCAGCAACUAAUGACCAGAAUUCAAUGAAACUUUAUGGGAAGCUUCACUACCAAGAGGAGAUGUGCAUAUUAUCAGCUGGUUCUGGUCGAAUGAUUUUUCACAGAGUUAUAGCCCUUUGAAAUUUUCCAUUGUACAUAUAGUGCAAUUCUUGUCCGGGCUAUUUCUCAGCAACUAAUGACCGGAAUUCAAUGAAACUUUAUGUGAAGCUUCACUACCAACAGGAGAUGUGCAUAUUAUCAGCCGGUUAUGGUCGGAUGAUUUUUCACAGAGUUAUGGCCCUUUGAAAUUUUCUAUAAACUGUACAUAUAGGGCAAUUUUUGUCCAGGCUAUUUCUCCCCAACUACUGAAUUCAAUGAAGCUUUGUGGGAAGCUUAACUACCUUGUGAAGAUGCGCAUGUUAUUUGUGGGUUCUGGUUAGAUGAUUUAUUUAGAGAGUUAUGGCCCUUUGAAAUUUUUAAGUCGCUAAACAAUCCAUCGUAUUAUUUUGUCCAAAGUUAUUCCCCUCAAGAUGUUUCCUUUUAUCUGAAUAUACAGUCAAUCUUGUGGAUGCGACCACUUGUAUUAAGCGACCUUUGUCUUAUGCGACCAUUAUGAAAUCCCACGGAGCUUUUUCGCUAUAUAAUGAUAUUGUAUUAAGCGACUUUUGUCUUACGCGACCAGCGACCGCUGAUUUGUGUGUAUUUUGAUGUCCGAAUAUUGUAUUAAGCGACCACUAGGAGGUAAAAGUGGUUAAUCUAUCGAUCUUUCAGGGACAAAUCCGUGUUAAUUGUUUAUCUAAGCCGAUAAGAUGUACUGUUACACCUCUGCUUUGUUUUCACAACCAUUAUGAUUAUGCUUUGUCUCGUUGACCGGUUCUGACCGGUAUUGUUGUAGACUGCGUAUCAAUUUAUUGAGUUGAAUAAUAGAGGAACGUAUUGCGCACAGUCUACAGCUUAAAAAGUUUACUAUGUGGAACGUUAAGAGACAAUGCCGAUUUUUCUCGAGUAUAGAUAACAGGUGCAGAAACAAUGCACUGUACGCGACAAACAUUUCCUGAGAAGUGCGGAAAAUAAACUAUUAAUCGGCAACAUCUGUCGAAAUCCGUACAUUACCAAUUUGUAAUAAUGCUAAUUAGUAGAUAUUUGUAAGCCAAUCACAUUGUUAUUUACUUAAUAAAUUUUCCAACCAGGUAUGAUUGUUUGUUACUGACGUGUUUUAAUUUUUUCAGCUCAUUAUGUAUCAUAAUCGAGUUAGAUUUCCUUAAGCGUACAUGCAGAAAUUAAAAUGUCAAAACAAAAAGUGUUAACGUUGAACGAGAAAAUUCGGGUUUUGGAAUUGUCAAAGAGUAUAAGUGCACGUAAAAUCGCAGACGAGAUUGGAGUCGGAAAAAACCAAAUUCAGAACAUUCUUAAGCGUAAAGCCGAGGUGCUUGAAGACGUGGAAAAUAAUGUGUCAGGUGAAAAAAAACGCGCAAUAUAGAAACGGAAAGAGAAAUACAUGUGAUAAUAUAUCAUAGCUUUUGGCUUCUGACAUUUAUUUCUAGUUUUAGCUGUACACAUGUACAUGUAGACUGUUACACAUUUUUAGCAAAAUUCUUUGUUCUUAGGAAAAAUAUUUCCUUUUCUAUGUUGUUUUUGCAAAUAAAUAUGUACACACAAUUGAUUUAUAAUAAAUGAUAAUUUAUAAUAAGUGAAAAAUAAAACACAUUAUAAGUAAAAUAUUGUUUAUGUAUUGUGUUUAUAUUCAUUUUAUUAUAAAAGUUAAAAUCAUUGUGGAUAAAAGAGAUAAUCCUUCAUAUAGAUUAAAAUUGAGGGUAAGCAUUCUUCCAGAAUGGCCUUUUGUAUUCAAAGACCGUUUUAUUAAGAGACCACUUUUGAUUACUCCCUUGAGUGGUCUCUUAAUACAAGAUUGACUGUAUAGUGCAAUAUUGUGACAAAAAAAAAUUUGGGGAGCAUCACCCAUCUCCGACGAUUUCUUGUUUUGCUUGUUUCAAUAUGAUAAUUGUGGCAUACUGUGUAAGCCAUGACUUGUUUGUGUUUGUGGGUAUAAAACAUUGUCUGAAAAAAAAGGGCAUAAAUGAUCAUCAUAAUCAAACCAAUAUUAUGCAUGCAAAACAAAGAUGUUGAUGCUUCAAUGUUACAGUUGUUGAUUGCUUCAAGGUUACAAUAACUCGAAUCAAGACGAUGUGUACCUUGCAAAACAAUGUUAUCUAGUUGAAUCUUUGACAAUUUUUAUGUCCCCCACUAUAGUAGUGGGGGACAUAUGUUUUUGCCCUGUCUGUUGGUUGGUUGGUCUGUUGGUUGGUUGGCGCCAACUUUAACAUUUUGCAAUAACUUAUGCUAUAUUGAAGAAAGCAACUUCAUAUUUGGCAUGCAUGUGUAUCUCAUGAAGCUGCACAUUUUGAGUGGUGAAAGGUCAAGGUCAUCCUUUAAGGUCAGAGGUCAAAUAUAUGUGGCCAAAAUCGCUCAUUUUAUGAAUACUUUUGCAAUAUUGAAGAUAGCAACUUGAUAUUUGGCAUGCAUGUGUAUCUCAUGGAGCUGCACAUUUUGAGUGGUUAAAGGUCAAGGUCAUCCUUCAAGGUCGGAGGUCAAAUAUAUGUGGCCCAAAUCGCUUAUUUUAUGCUAACUUUUGCAAUAUUGAAGAUAGCAACUUGUUAUUUGGCAUGCAUGUGUAUCUCAUGGAGCUGCACAUUUUGAGGGGAGAAAGGUCAAGGUCAUAUUUCAAGGUCAAAUAUAUAGGUCAAAAUUGCGCAUGUAAUGUCACUUCUGCAAUAUUAAAGCUAGCAAUUUUAUAUUUGAAAUGCGUGUGUAUCUCGAGGCGCUGCACAUUUUGAGUGGUGAAGGGUCAAGGUCAAAGUCAUCCUACAAGGUCAAACGUCAUAUAGGGGGACAUUGUGUUUCACAAACACAUCUUGUUUGUUUCAUGAUUAUCAUUCUGCUUAUCUAUAAACAAGUCCAAUAGAAUUUUCAAAAAGUUGAUGGAUAUGUGUUCAGUUAUAGUUAUAAACAUGUCAUUAUACUUAAUGCUAUAAUGUUAUUAUCUAAAAAAUAAUUUGAAAAAGAUUUUCAAUAAAGCUUUGUCUUUGAUACUUCUCGCAAGUGUUAGAAAAUCUAAACCAUCCAGAUAUCAAAGGACUGGUAUUCAAACAGCAUCUUACGGUCAUUUAUUCUGUAUCUAUUUACUUCAAUAUUCCACAUCAUAAAAAUGAAUA
This is a messenger RNA of Dreissena polymorpha, 8304 nucleotides long. RefSeq names its product ankyrin repeat and LEM domain-containing protein 2-like. NCBI's taxonomy places the organism in Eukaryota, Metazoa, Mollusca, Bivalvia, Myida, Dreissenidae. The coding region runs from base 346 to 3297 and encodes 983 amino acids. Gene Ontology annotation, molecular function: protein phosphatase 2A binding. Gene Ontology annotation, biological process: negative regulation of phosphorylation. The transcript has 11 exons. Gene Ontology annotation, cellular component: endoplasmic reticulum. The record is from RefSeq and is a predicted model, not a curated record.